AUGAAGCAUGUUCGUCCACUCCGCAUCGUGAAGCGGCCGGACAGCGUCUGCGGUGUAUCAGUCGGGAACGUCGAUGACCAGGCCUCCAGAAGGUCCAGCCAGGAAACAAACAAGAGUCGCGGCAGCGCCCCUGAUCCUCCUGGUGGCGAUAGACCCCUGACCCUGCCCAAGACCAGAGGUCAUAGAAAUAGUCGGUUGUUUGGAAAUCUAGACAAUGUGGACGAGACACCCGUACCUCUUGGACGAGGUCCGUACCUCUCGAAAGGCUACGAAGGCUACUGUGGCGCUGAGGGUCUGUCCAUGAACGGCCGAGCUUGCCCUCCAGACUCGUGCAACAGCCAAGCCACUUGGGACGCUCAUGCUAUGGACUCAUUUCGGCCUCGUCAUUCGCCCAAGCUUAGAGGCCGGGGCCUCGUAAGAUCCGCAGCCGGAUUUCGUGAUCAGUUCAGCAUUCUGAACUCGCAGCAGGCAAUUUCCACAGCACACUGUCCAUUUCCGGGGCUCAUCGAUAUCAUCCAGAGGUCGAAGACUGCUAACAGCCUCUCGUGUCGCGAGCCUUCGCCUCUGGCACUGUGCAAUGACGGCGAGGUCUCCGAUGACCCUUUUACAACACCAACGAGGCACACCGACUAUGACAUCGAGUUGGGCACUCUACUUGUACCGGAUGUGAGAAUCACUCCGGAAACACGUGUUGUAGACACAGGUUACCAAAGUUUCUGGAUAGCAGUGGAGAUAUCGGCGCGCCUGCAUCGACCUGAUCAUGGUCUCGAAGACUCAGCAGAAGACCACAUCCCUCGCUCACAGAGACCUUUUAGCUCUGUAGGGUUUGAUACAAAGAGUGACGUCUUACACGACGUCCAGGUUGAGGUCGAAUCCACUUCAAAAAGCCGCGUGCUUGAGGUCAUAGAGCAUGAAGCGUCUCCCAAUGGCCAUGUUCGGUCCCAGUCUGAUGAGCUGAUGGAAGAUCUCGAGGAUCAUCUCGGCAGCGCGCAAUGCGAGUAUCUCAAAGUGAACAUUAUCUACCGACACUCGGUCUUUUCGUCCAUGCUGGAUCCCGCCAGCUUGUCUGGGCUGAAUAGUGGCGUCGUCAGUUCCCAGACCAGGCUUCGCACUACUUUCACCGCCGCCAUCGCCCGAUACAAUGCUGCGUCGCCGUGGUCACCCCCUCCAGCACCCACACCCAAUCGUCUCUUGGGAAUCAUAGCCGCUCACUGGGGCAUGGACGCUGCGGAUGACCUCCUUCGGAAUAAAUUGGUACCUCAAAAAAUCACUCCUCGCAAGACGACGUACCUCGCGUACCCAAGGAUCUCAUCACGAAGCCGCGGUCGAGAUGCUGUAGAACGAGCCUCGAAGCCUGUGGUAGGGAUGCACGUGGCCUCGCCUACACGGCCCGCACCGCCACCACCUAUACAAGACGACGCGGAGGGCCCGUCUCUCGAUGCAGCUUCCAAGAUCUGGGAGAAGAUCAGACGCUGCUCGGGACUCAGUAUGGCCCCGCAUCGGCGCAAGACUUCAACUUCUACGAUCUCAUCUGUUGCAGCCUCGGUGUCAUUGCCCUUCUCUGUGGACAGCAGCGCAGACAGCUGGGCCAUACGGCGCAAGAGGGCUAAUGUUCAUGGCAGCAACUCUUUGAUGAUACAGAGGCAGCGGUUGGCAGCCAUGGGAUCUAGAACAAGCCUGGUCGACCGGACGAACCUGAGCAUGGUGGAGGACGGGUCGGUUCCUAGUACCAAGCGCAGAAGCCCCAAGGGGGACAACAGCGGUGGUGGGCGCAAGAGCUCUGGUAAAUGGGGCUUCACGAACUGGUUGUUAAACGGCUGA
This is a messenger RNA of Cryphonectria parasitica EP155, 1821 nucleotides long. RefSeq lists its product as uncharacterized. The record is from RefSeq and is a predicted model, not a curated record. The coding region runs from base 1 to 1821 and encodes 606 amino acids. The transcript is spliced from 5 exons. Lineage: Eukaryota; Fungi; Ascomycota; Sordariomycetes; Diaporthales; Cryphonectriaceae.